Molecule: messenger RNA, 2752 nt
Organism: Trichobilharzia szidati
Lineage: Eukaryota; Metazoa; Platyhelminthes; Trematoda; Strigeidida; Schistosomatidae
Source: the annotation of a GenBank genome assembly
GAUUGCUCAACUAUCUAGGAAUCGUGCACGGACCAACGAACGAACGUAACACGAUGGCGAGCCAAAUGGUGUGGAUGCUCGACCAUAAGCCUUCAGCUAAACAAAUCGACUAAAACAUCCAAUGCUCAGUGAUGAAUGCUGUGGACAAUAAUUCUGGGCAAUUACCUACUGCUAAAACCUGAAAGAAGAGUCAAAGUCACAAACGAAUGGAAACCACCAUAAUUGGAUAUUGAUAAGCAGGAAUGAAACAUGGAUUGCCUACAUUCUACCUAGUGAUAAUUAUUGGGACAAAUUUACCAAUUAUUUUACUAUGCAUAGCAUAUCCUUUCAAUAUUAUACCCGUAUACCAGUUUCGCAACUUCAAAAUUAUUCCCAUGUAUGUUGUUUGAUUAUACUCCAUCGCACUGCGUAAUAUAUUUUGGAUAUGUCUACUUGUAGCAAACUGUAUUCCAUAUUAAAAUCACCUGACACAAUUAAGAUACCAAAGAUCGAUUUUCAAGAUGAUAAAAACGACAUGGUACCUGCAAAGCGUUCACACACUGAUGAAAAAUUAUGGCAGUGCUGGGAAUGUGGUAAAACCUAUGAAGCUGGAUCUCGUCUUUCUGACCAUCUUAAGAUCUGCAAGAAAGAGGACGAUGUAUGUGAACAUUUAGCAGGGUGCCCAUUCUGCUCACACAAUAUAAACCAGCCAAAUGAUGCACCUUUCCAUAUUCAUUCAUUCAAUUUGCAUUUGCAUAACUUUCAUCCAGAUGUCAAGUCGUUCGUAUGUAGCUACUGUAUGGAUGUUAUCAGAUCCAAUAAAAUAGAAGAUUUGGUUUCGCAUGUAAUUCUAAUACAUAAGAUACCAUGGAGGCCAUCACCAGCCUCCUUAGCGCAUAUGCGAAAAAAUCAGCUUCCUCAUCGAGUUGUUACUUGUUUGGGAUGCGGUUGGUGUACAUUUGUCUUACGUGCAAACAACGCAGCACAACCACCAACAUCUUUAGAAACUCAUCUGAGUAGAUGUUCCGCUAACGGUGGUCAAGUUCACCUAACACGUCUAUCCGAAGAGGCUUGUCUGUCUGUAUUGGAAAAGUAUAAAGCAUUACAAGAAGCAGAACGUAUCAGCGCAACAUUUGCUCAAUCCUUUCCAAAUGUACGUGGAUUUAGCGAUAAUUCUGGAGUUACAAGUUCACCGUUACGUUUUCAUCGAUAUACUAGUGGCAAUACAUCCCGUGAAACAGAUGUCGCGUCGAAUACUCUUGAAAGUAAUACCUACUGUCAGACCACAGAUUGUACCGAUGUUAAAUCUUCGACGAAACAGAAAUCGAAGCUAGAAACCAUUCUAGAACAGCCAAAUUUUAAGGAGGAAACAUUUUUCGACAUCCCGCUUACUAUUCCACCGCCUCCACCACGUAGCGGUCAAAAAAAGUCAACUCCUGGUCGUUUAUUUGUGUGUCCAUUGUGUGGAGAUAAUGCACUGUCAAGUCUUCGAGAAAGGGAUGAACAUAUCCAAUCGUCUCAUAAUGGUGAACUAGUUUUUCCCUGUCAGAUAUGUGGAGUGGCUUACCCCCUUUAUAUUGCAUUACGUCGGCAUGCGGCACUUCAGCAUGAUUCUGAUUUUGAUACAGUUAGAUAUGGCCCAUCAGAUCUAUUAGAUUGUGAACCAAUUGAAUGCCCAGAAUGUCAUCUCGUCGCUUUCCAAGAUCCAGUUGUUCUUCAGCUUCACAUAAGUCGAGUUCAUAAAAAACUUCAACAAAAUGUGACAAUCACUCCGUGUAGUGAUUCUCAACCAAAGACGACAGAUCCCGAAGUAGCUCUAAAGACUAGAAUAAAUAAAACUAAAGCUAAUUCAAGUCAAAAGAAGAAUUCCAAUACAACACGUCGUCCGCGUGUUCAGCCAAAAAAUUCAAAAGCGAAACUUAAACUUUCUAUACUUGGUGAAUCUGAAAUCCAUAAUGAUUCUGCAACACGUCCAAGUGAUGUACAAGCAACUAGUGAGUUUGAGCGUGUGUUAAGUGCUAUCAGUGGUGCACCAGCUGCGGCAUGUUGUCGCCAAUGUCAUGUUGAAGUUGACAACCUAAAGGAACUUCAGCUACAUUUAGAACUAGAACACUCGAAUCCGGAGACAGAAAUUGAACAGCUUGGUUGCCAAGCCUGUGGUAGGGUUUUCUUUGGGUCAGGUGGCCGAAUCGAUUUGAUUGGACAUUUACGCGCUCUACAUCAAGAUGACUUCUUGCAAAAUGUCUUGAGAUGUCCACGUGCUGAGAAGUUGUCUCAAGAUACAUCAAUAAUAAACGAUGCUAACCCUGUUAGUCAUGAAGAAACAAAAUCUUGCAAAGCCUAUUUCUCUUCACCUCGUCUGCGUCAGUUGCAUGCGUCUGCCAACAAUUCACUAAAUCACGAAUUCUCUUGUCCGAUUCUGUUCAACGAUGAAGAAUAUUCAUCCGAUGAUAUUAAAAAAUUGAUUCUAGAGACUGAAGUUUUAGCUGAUCGAAGUGGCGUAAUGAUUUUAGCCUUUUGUUGUCCUAAUUGUUCACGUAUAUUUGUGGGCGAUGAUGUUCACUCUAGAUUUGAAACGCACCGUAAUUCUUGUGAAACAGAAGUUGACAAUGCUGAUGAACCAAUGAACCAACUGGAGUCGGAACUUAGCGUUUCUAGUGUAGAUAGCCCUGAGGUCUCAGAGGUAGUGGUACAGUGUGCAACAGUUAACGAAUCACCCUUAGAGUUUCAUGAUUCUAUUAAAAUGUCUACUGAAUGUCCAUGUGAAAAUUAG